AUGAACUUGUCACACUGCAGCACUUCUGCAUAUAUUCUGAAUUCUGUUUUCUUGCUCCUGUGCGUUUACACAGCUCUGUUCAGUGCUGUCUUCUUGUGGGCUCACUGGAAGUACCAUAAAGGUCUGGAAGGAGCAGUUCACCGUGCAGCUGCACGUCAUGAUGAUUUGGAGGACAUCAGAGAAAAUAUCCUCAACUACGAUGAAGAAGGGGGUGGGGAACAAGACCAAGAUGCAUACAACAUGGCAGAACUGCAGGUGUCUAUUCAAACCAGCCCAGCCUAUUCCCUCUACAAGAAGAAAGUAAAAACAACAAAACUGAACAGCUUCUUUAGUGCUGCAUCUCCAAGCGUGCAGGAGCAGAGCAGAACAUCGGUGACUAUACAAACAUCUUUUACAAGCAGAGCCUUUGGACAGUACGUGUCAGAUGUUGUUCGAGAUGCUGACCACGGUCCCCAGGCUGUUCCCCAUGACUCACUGCAGGUGUUUCACACUGAAGGAGAAGGCUCAGUCGCUAGUGGUCUCAGUACCUUGAGCUCUUCUGAGCCAGAUGAGGCCAUAGUGUAUGACAACAUUAAAGAGUGGGGACCAAAGUUCGAGAAAUUAAGUGAACUCUACUCACAUACGGAUGCAGAAGAUCGGUAGAUACCAGCUGUAUUUUUUUCAAAGUGUUUGGAAGGGAGUGUGAAGGACAGCUUUUCAUGCUCUUGCUGCUUAUUUUCAAUGAUCAUGUACCAAUGCCCUUCCUCCUUCUUUUAUUUUUUAUUUUCAAAACAGCUUUCCCACAAAUGGGCACCAAUUUGCACUUAAUUUAAUAGUAGGAGCUGUUGGGCUCUGAACAUUUACUUUUGGGAGAAAAACUAAAGGAAAGAAAGCGUAAAACAAUGAGGUACUUAAAGUGAAGAAAUUCAAUGGUUUUGCUUGCAGUUGAAUCAGUAGCUGCUUUGGGGAAGUCUGGCUUUUAUUUUUAUUUUAUAGGCUAGAUUUACUUGCAAAUUUUCAAAUGAUAAAUGUUCAUGCAGAAUUUUGUUCUUGCACAUGUUUGUGAGACAGUUUCAACUAAUGGUUGCACAUUUCAGAUAACAUGGCAUUUUGUCUGGAAAAGGUAAAGGCUAUUUUUACCCAUGCCUAGUAAUUUUGAUUCACAGAUGGCAUACAAGUUAUAUUAUUGUUUUCCUGAUACAUCUACCUGUGGGGAAACACUGGCUAAUGUCUUGUAAUGGUCAAAAGUCAGGUAUGUCAGAUUCUAUAGUUCAUUACAGUGCAGUCACAAACAGUGAACGAAAAAUGAAGUAAAUAGAAACUAUGCAAAAAAAAAACAAACCACAAAAAACAACAAACAAAGAACAACAACAAACUAUCCCUUCCUCAAGCAGCAUUAAUUGUAUCUGCACACCUUGUGUUCUUGCCACUAUGGAUAUAAUGUCAUUUUGGUCGCUUUUAAUUUAAUUUAGCUUGUAAGCUCUUUAGGGCAAACAAUGUCUUUUUAUUUGCCUGUGCAGUGUCAUGCAUACCUAAAGCACCAUAUAAAUAAUAAAUAAGCCUUCUGAAUUUUAUGUCUCUUCCUUGCAUGUGUUUAAGGUCGACUAAAGUUUAGACUCCUGUUGAGUUAUUCCUCACUCAGCUUUGAUCAGUCACUUCUACAGACACAUUCAAGGACCCUUUUCUGGCUCAGAGGGAGCUGAGGGAAGCAGCUGAUGCUACUAGCUGACAUGUGGACUCAAGCUCUGGGUAUUCAACUCAGACAUUACAUCUGAGUUUUCCAUACAGGCUGCUGCAAGCUGACUGGGGCAACAGGCCAGUAUUAUUCUCAGAAACAAAGACUUCUUGCAGUUAUUCUAAGAAUAAAAUUAUUAACUUUGCACGCAAUAGAGUUAUUCAUGCUGUACUCCUCACAGGCCUCACUCUACAUUCAACUCUCAGGCUAGGAUUCAGCAGCUGAGAUGCAGACACAGUGUGCCCUGUCACUCUGAGCCUAACAUUCACCAUGUGAACAGGACAUGGACCUGUACAAAAGGCAGAUGGCAACAGAUCGCCAGGUGUAUUAGGCAGGACAAAUGACAACAAAUCCAAUACAUCUCAAAACACUCCUGUCAUUUUCUUUCCUCUUCUUCCAUAUCCUGUAAUCUUCAUUCUCGCAUGAAUGCCAAGUUGAGAUUUUAAACAAAAUGCCAUGAACAGCAAAUUCAUUGCAGUUAAGCAAAUCCCUGAGCUUCUCAGAAAAAUUACAAACAUGCUCACCUUUCCAAGAAAGUGCCCAAAUAAUUUGACUACAGGAUGUAGUGAGAAGGAGAGCUCAGUCCCAUUGAAGCUCUUAGACAUCUAUGAAGUACUUAAAUGGUCUUUGGGUGGAGUAAAAGCAAGCCAGACGAGAACUUUAUAGCCAGGUCACCACAUGGGCAGCUAGGUUGCUCAGUCACAGCGUUGCUCAGGUUGAGAAGUCUCUCAUUUCCAUUCCCAAAGAGGCAAUUUGAAAGCCGAACUGAAGUUGCUGCUCUACUACUGCUAUCCCAAUUCCAGCUAUGGUACUGAUUUGUAAAUAAAUCAUAAAUAAACACUCAGAGUUAAUCUGUUUGGAACUGCAGUUUGACAAAGGUUUUUACAGAAUGAAACAAAAAGGUCAGAAAAAAACAUUUCAAAUGCUACAUGAACUUAUGUAUGUAGAAUCUCAGCAUGUACUCAUUUGGAGCUGUCAUGCUCUAUUAAAGACCUGCUUUCCUUGUUUCUAGAGAUUGCUAAUUAGUUCAAUUAAUUUAUGUCUUAAUUUGCAUGUUGUUCUUAUAAUUACCAUGCAGUUUUUCAAAGCACUUGUUCCACAUAUAUAAGACACAAGAAUUUCAGUUCCUCUACAAAAACCCUUAUCAUAGUACAGCAGAAACAUCUCUCCAGAACAAGGGCCAGCUGGCCUGCCAACAGGAAGCUUUGCAAUGAGUGAGGGGGAGAAAAAAAUUUAAAUAAACAUCACUAGGUCCCUAGGUAGUUGGAUUUUCAGUAAUCUGGUACUUCUAUUAAUCUUCUUCCACAUUCUUUACAGAAUUUAACAUGUAAAGAAGGUUUUAUUUAGUAUAUUUGUAAAGGUCUGAAAUUUAAAUAAUCAUGUGGAUAUUAGUAUUUAAUCUGCCUGCCAACUGCAUUAAUCUUCGUGUUUUUUCCCUUUUAACAUAACAUUCCAAGUAUGUAACAUGUAGCCAAGCCAUAUGAAAGCUGAUUGUUCCUUAGGUCUGACCUACUGGCUAACAUGCUUAGAAGAAAAACCACAGCUGUGAAAGAAGCAGGGUUAGGAGAGGAGGAGCAAGCUGAGCAAUUUCUUACUUGCUGAAAUGACAAAAAAUAAAAUAAAAUAAAAUAAAACAGCCAUGACCAUUUCCUGGAGACUUGAAUAGCGUGCGCCUUCUUGCUGAGUGCUGUUGAUGAAUAAAGAUGUUUUGAGAAACCUGCUUCUCUGGAACAUGGAAUCCUAUCCACACAAGCACAGCAUGUUAUGAUUACAUUCCAUUAAUUAAUUGUACUUAACAUUGGUGACAAUACUCUCAGAAAACUCCUUCUAAGAGUACUACUAUACAUGUGAAGAUGCCUGAGAAAAGUAGAAACUUGUGAAAAUUCUUUUCUCCCCUUAGU
Phasianus colchicus (ring-necked pheasant) is the source of this 3615-nucleotide messenger RNA. The record is from RefSeq and is a predicted model, not a curated record. NCBI's taxonomy places the organism in Eukaryota, Metazoa, Chordata, Aves, Galliformes, Phasianidae.